AUGGUUAUAGAUUUGAGUUUUUUAUUUAAAAUUUGAAAAUUAAAACAAAAAAAUUCAAAAUUACAAUUAUACUAAAUGAAGCUCAAAUUUGUAAGUUGUAAUUUGUAAGAGAGAAUAAGAGAAAAGGGGAUCAUCGCUGCAAGCUAUUUAGCAACUAUUUGUCACGGGGUAGGAAGUUGGGAGAAGAAGAGAAUUUAUUAAGAUCACAAGGGAGUGUACAAAAGCAUGAGUACAAAGCCCCUCUCUGCACUCAUUCACCUAGUAGCUCACUCACUCUCCUCUGGCUAUCUGCCUUUUCUACUCAGGCCACCUCUAUUUAUAAAAGAGUUCAGCCCAAGAGCCCUCUGCAGGUAAGCCUCUAGAACACUCCACACAAAUCCCCUCACAUGUACAAUUGCUAGAACAUUCUCCAUUCUCCCUCCUAAGCCUACAUUAUUCUAGAAUUUCCUAUUCUAGAAUUAUCUACAAGGCCCUAGGAGAAACCCCAAGUUGGGCUUGGCCCAUUAAGCCCAUCCAGACCCUUUGUCUGGUACUGUUCAUGCGCUUAUCCAGAGCACUGUUCACGUCCUUAUCCAGAACCCUAUCUGGAACUAUCAUUGCGCACCCAACAGCUUCUAGAAUUUUCUAGGCUUCUCCUGUCUGCUGCUGGCAUGGCAUGCAUUAUGGAUGCCCUCGGCCGCUCCUACGCGCUCCAGCAUGGCUCAACCGCGACCCCAUGCCAUGACCUUGGCAUGGACGUUGCCAACUCGUGCAAGGCUCGCCUCUUGAGUGUUCCAUGUCGCACUCGCGCUCGUGCCCGUGCUUGCGCUCGCGAGUCCCAACACCUCAAGCCAUAUCACCCCCAUGCGAGCCAGCAACUCGACCUAGCUUGCUUGCGCAUGCACCCGUGUCUCGGCUCAGGACACUUUCGCAUGCCCACGCAUGUCGCCCUCGACUGCUUACGCACGCCCUCACGUGUCCUGUCCGCAACUUCACGCCACGGCCCCGGUAUCGACGCCUCCGUUGCCAAGGCCCGCUGCGUCUUGCACGAUCCACCUUGCACUUGCGUCCUCGUAUACGUAUGUGUCGUAGCCGCCACCCCAUGUCGCGACACCGACACCCGUGUCCUGCAUGCCCGCGUCCACGCUUCCGCUUGCACCUCCACUUGCGCCCGUGCUCGUGUCCGCACUUGCACUCCGCGACGCUGCGUUGCAUGCCUCUUGGACACUGGACACACCCCCUGUGUGCUCGUGGCUGCAACUCCGUGUCAUGAUGCCCUCGACUUCGGCCCCCGAACUCUCGUGCCGUGACAUGUCGCACAUAAUCGCUGCAAGGUUUUGAAUUAUGAAAGAAAUGGCUUUCGAUUCUUCCAAAUUCUCAUUCUCAAUCUCACGGUCCACAGAUGGGUUUACCCCGGUCAGGUAACACUUGGGUCUACACAAUUGGAAGUGGCAACAUCAAAGAACAGAAACAAAACACAACUUAGCUUCUUUUAUUUUUUUU
Messenger RNA from Rubroshorea leprosula, 1482 nucleotides. NCBI's taxonomy places the organism in Eukaryota, Viridiplantae, Streptophyta, Magnoliopsida, Malvales, Dipterocarpaceae. The record is from the annotation of a GenBank genome assembly.